CGACGACAAGACCCGAUCUGAAGUUUUAGAGGAUUGAAGACACGAGAGCAAACAGUUAAGACAAAAUGUUUCUACGUCGCUGCACCUUACUGCUGCUGAUCUGCCUAAUUGCGAGUGACGCCGCCAGCGCCGCACGCAAAACAAAGCGUCCUGUCAAGCCGGUCAAGCAGACCAAUCCGCGCACCAAUGUAACGCCCUCGCCGCCGGCAGUCGCCUCAUCGGGCAGUUCCACACCCGCCAGCACCAGCAGCACUACCACCACGGAAGGAAGGGGCGACCAGGAGGUGGUCACAGUCGGAUCUGCAGCUCCAGCCGGCAGCGGAGAACUGCCCAAGCCUCUGGUCACGCCCAUCGAAGUGCAGCCCGAGGCGAAGACGGACAAGCCAACAGCUCAGGAGGAGGACUGCGAUCCAGAUAUGAUUGGCUUUGAGAUUAUUACCGGCUACGUGCUUUCGGCUCCCUCGAAAAUGCUGGACACUCUGCCCGGCACAUUGAUGCUAACCGACUGCUUGGAGGCCUGCCAAAAUAACGAGUCCUGCAGCGCUGUCAACUACGAAACCGGAUUGUGUGUGCUGUUCAAGACGACCGCCGAUAAAUUGCCAGGUUCACUUUCGCGCUCGCAGUUUCCGGUUUUCACCAUCUACGCACAGAAAUCGUGUUUGGGCGUGCGUCCUUGCUCGAAGGCCUGGUGCAUCGAUCGCGUUCAAGGUUACCGCCUCCCGGAGCACGUCAAAUCUAGUCAGACGGUUCUGUCGCGACGCGACUGCUUAGAACUCUGCUUGGGGGAGACCGAAUUCACAUGCCGAUCGGCGAACUACUACCGCCACUCGGGUCUGUGUGAACUGUCCGACAUGGACCGCAUAACCUUGUCUGCUGGAGGAAGUGUGGAGCCCUACGAUGGAGCCGACUAUCUGGAGAACAACUGCGCCGAGGAGCCCAGCAAACUGUGCGAGUUCAAGAGGAUUUCGGGAAAGAUCCUGAAGACAGUGGAUUCGGUUUACCAGGACAUCAACACCAUCGACGAGUGCCGCGAUCUCUGUCUAAACUCGCCCUACAGAUGCCACUCUUACGACUACAACGACACUGGAGACAUGGUCUGCCGACUGUCGCACCACAGCCGCGCCACCUUGACCGACGUGAUGGAUCCCUACUUGGAUGUGCCCGAGGCAGCUACCUAUGAACUGUCAGCCUGCUACAAUGUAUCCAUUGAGUGCCGCUCCGGUGAGAUGAUCACCAAGAUUAGAACGUCAAAACUGUUCGAUGGCAAGGUUUACGCCAAAGGAGCUCCCAAAUCCUGCGCUGUGAACGUGAACAACUCAUUGGAGUUUGACUUCCGCAUGGGCUACAAUGACCUGGAGUGCAAUGUGCGCCAGAGUGCUUAUGGCAGAUAUAUGAACGACAUAGUUAUCCAACAUCACGACAUGAUUGUCACCUCCUCCGAUCUUGGCCUCGCCGUUUCCUGUCAGUACGAUUUGACCAAUAAAACAGUGCUGAAUGAUGUGGACCUUGGAGUAACUGGAGAGAUUGAGUCCUCCCUGAGCGAAGAGAUCACCAUUGAUUCGCCCAAUGUGAUCAUGAAGAUCACCUCCAGAGAUGGCAGCGACAUGAAGAGGAUCGCAGAGGUUGGGGAUCCGCUUGCCCUGCGAUUCGAGAUCGUGGAGCCCAACAGUCCGUACGAGAUCUUCGUGAGGGAACUGGUGGCCAUGGAUGGCUCGGACAGCGCCGAGAUAACGCUGAUCGAUGCUAAUGGCUGCCCCACCGACCAAUACAUCAUGGGCACCAUCCAGAAGCUGGCGCAAAACCGCAAGGUGCUGCUCUCCCAGUUCGACGCCUUCAAGUUUCCUUCGAGCGAAGUGGUCCAGUUUCGUGCCUUGGUCACGCCCUGCAUUCCACGCUGCGAACCCGUGAUUUGCGACAGCGAAGAUGGCGCCAGUGGAGAGCUCAAGUCUUUGGUUUCGUACGGGCGCAAGAAGAGAUCGGUGCUGAAUGGAACUGAUGGAGCCGAGUUCUUGCUCAGCACACGCCACCGUCGUGAUGUGGGCCCUGUGGAUGAUAACAUACUGCUCAUGCAGUCCAUACAAAUCACAGACAAGUUCGGGUUCCAGCCAGAGGAUGGCACCACUACCCAUGGAAAUGACAGCGGUCCCCACGAGAAGGCCUAUGCGGGCGUGGCCCAGGACAAGCUCACUUGCCUUAAUGGCUAUGGACUUAUCAUGGCAGGAGCCCUGUUCCUGUUGGCCCAGCUGAGCAUCUUCGGCAUCUGGAAGACCGUGCAGCGCCGCAGCAGCAAGGAGCGCUACCUAUACCAGCACGAGCCCACGCCCACCAUCACCUACGGAGCGCCCACCAUGCUGUACGGACCACCGCCCAACUCCUCCGCCGGAUCCUCGGCCUCGGGAGCGUCGUACGGGGGCAGUGCCAAGGACACGCUGAGCAAACUCUACGACAGCGGCAUCAACGGGCGCUACGGACAGCAGUUCUAGGGGAGAUCUGGGUGGCUCUGGCUGUUUGCCGGGAACACUUAGCUGGGAACAAACGCAAUAUGCCUCGAAAGCUUCAAAAGAUUCGAUGAGACUUGAAUAGAAAAUAUUCGCCUAGCAGCGACACAUGAAAUCUAAAAUCAUUGAGAACCC
Molecule: messenger RNA, 2633 nt
Organism: Drosophila santomea
Lineage: Eukaryota; Metazoa; Arthropoda; Insecta; Diptera; Drosophilidae
Exons: 8
Coding region: 66-2483 (805 amino acids)
Source: RefSeq, a predicted model, not a curated record